This is a messenger RNA of Suillus fuscotomentosus, 1508 nucleotides long. RefSeq names its product WD40-repeat-containing domain protein. The coding region runs from base 218 to 1351 and encodes 377 amino acids. The transcript has 2 exons. Gene Ontology annotation, molecular function: protein binding. The record is from RefSeq and is a predicted model, not a curated record. Lineage: Eukaryota; Fungi; Basidiomycota; Agaricomycetes; Boletales; Suillaceae.
AGACCGCACACACGGACACAGCGGUAAGGCGUGGGAGCAUCAGGUGUGUUAACUUUCGAACUCGGCUUGAGCUCGGCCGGACAAGAGUUUCAAGAGAUGAGUUACAACUGAGCAGCAACUCUACUCACGAUAAGAUUGUCAACAUAACCGUAAGGUAUGCUCUCCGUAAACUUGAAAUGCUACUGACCUUCUGUCUCCCUGUCUAGGUCAUCGCUACAUGUCAGAACUACUUGAUGUAGCAAACAAGAAAAAGCAUGCUGUGAGAAGGCGCGCGACGCCGACACCGACACCAAUGCAAACGAUGCGAUUACACACGGACAAAGUGUCGGUUGUCGCAUUCUUCAAUGACGGUCGGCGGGUCGUCACUGGUUCAUGGGACUACACCCUGCAAAUCUGUGACAUACAAAAAGGAACAGUGGUCGGGGGGCCACUCGUGGGACACAGUAACAAGGUGUUUUCAGUCGCGGUAUCACCAGACGACAGGCGAAUUGCGAGCGGUGGAAAAGAUAACAGUAUCAUCAUCUGGGACGUCGAGAGCAGGCGGUUGCUAUUCGACCCACUGACGAAGCAUACAAAAUGGGUGUCCUCGGUGUGCUUCUCCCUCAAUGGCAAGAGACUCGCAAGCGGGUCAUAUGAUUCGACAGUGAUUAUAUGGGAUGCAGAAACUGGCGCUCUGCUCUCAACACUCCAGGGUGAUCGAGGCGGGGUGUCGAGUGUCGCAUUCAACCCAGAUGGUUCAAAAUUAGCAUCCGGAUCAUUGCGCAGCAUCUAUAUUUGGCGCACAGACUCUAACGCCGAACUUAUUUUUGAGAUCAACGCUCAUGAAAAAUGGGUCCUCAGUGUCGUGUGGUCGCCUGAUGGCCAGCAACUUGUCUCUGCAUCGUACGACAAAACAGUCAAGUUCUGGGACUCCUCGAAAGGGAACCAGAUCGGUCAACCUUGCACCAGUCAUACUUCCAACAUCAACUCGCUCGCCAUCUCUUCUGAUGGCUCCUUUAUUGCAACUGUUUCGGACGACAGUACCGUCCAACAUUGGAGCACAAAGUCACACCAGGAGACAGGAGAAUUACUCAAACACAUCGUAGACGUUACAUGUGUCUCCAUUUCUCCCAGCGCAGAAUUGGUCGUGGUCGGAGACCUCUAUGGCGAGAUUCAGUUCUGGUCCAUCAAGAACACACUUUCGGCAGCAGUCCAGUUGUAUUCCUUAUCUGACUCUUACUUUGCGCACCGCAGUAAGGUGAAGUUGAGGCGAAACCUCUAUCACGAGGCCCUUUCGGACGCCCAAAAGGUGCAGACGAUAUCUGUCAUUGUUUCAACGAUUGUGAUGAUGCUAGAUACUAUCGAUUUUUAGGUUAUCGAGCUCAAACCAUCAUCUUACCUUGGGUAUGAUGACGCAAUCGAGUCCUUCAAGAUCAUGCUUUCCAAGUUGGAUGAUGCACCCGACUCACAGAUACGACAGUUACGCCAGCAACAUGUCAGUCCAUUUGAAGUAGAAGAUGCUAUUCGAC